AAAUAGUCCAGCUUCUUGGACAUUUUUGUAAAAGAAAACAUUUGGAAUACCUUCUUGUUUUGGUCUUCUGGGUCUUAAGGUCCUUUAUGUCGCAGUAAAGAUGAGCUGUAUCCCUGCCUCACACAGUGUGUGUUUGCAGUUUGAGCACCAUACUUAGUCAAGUCGAAUCUCAGAUGGACGAGAGUCCAGUUCAGAGAAGAGGGAGCAAAUCCUACCAGAUCUUCCCUGAGGCCAACACGAAUGAAGAUUCAGAUUCCAGCUCCUAUCCUGAUGGCUUUCUUUACCAGAGGAAACGUCUUCCUUCUAUAGUUGUGGAGCCCACAGAGCACACGCAGCCGGAGAGCGGGGGGCGCUGGCCUCUGAGUAACAAUGCAGAGGAAGAGGAGGAGGAAAGCGGUGCUGAUCACACAGAUGGCUCUGUGGAUGGAGAGCAGCAGGGGGACAUAGGGAUAGAAGAAGGCUCUGUUGUCAGGAAGUCUUCUAUUGGACCGUCCCAGAGUCAACUGGCCCUCUCCCGGCUGACCCCCCCUACCUCUCCCACCCCCCCAGAGGCUGCCCCACCAUGCCUGAGGAGCUGA
Molecule: messenger RNA, 578 nt
Organism: Cottoperca gobio
Lineage: Eukaryota; Metazoa; Chordata; Actinopteri; Perciformes; Bovichtidae
Product: protein LBH
Exons: 4
Coding region: 174-578 (134 amino acids)
Source: RefSeq, a predicted model, not a curated record